Messenger RNA from Venturia canescens, 5666 nucleotides. RefSeq names its product Rho GTPase activating protein at 100F (gene RhoGAP100F). Gene Ontology annotation, biological process: cell migration; signal transduction; regulation of Ras protein signal transduction. Lineage: Eukaryota; Metazoa; Arthropoda; Insecta; Hymenoptera; Ichneumonidae. Bases 736 to 4989 code for a protein of 1417 amino acids. The transcript has 19 exons. Gene Ontology annotation, cellular component: synaptic membrane. The record is from RefSeq and is a predicted model, not a curated record. Gene Ontology annotation, molecular function: protein binding; GTPase activator activity.
CGCGCGUUCGUGGGCGUUAGUGAGUGACGGAAUAGUAAAGGAACUGAGGGAGAAAAAAACGAGGAUAACAAAUGAGCGAGGAUAAAACAGUACAUCCGAGAAAGUAAAGCAAAGGGCGAAGAACGAAUGAGUUAACGAAAUAUCUAAAAGUGACGGGAAAUCAUUAAAACGUUGGAUAUAAGUAGUUAUUUUAUUAAACAAAUAAAUAAACGAAGUGACAAAUAUACAAGACGGGAACAAACACAUAGUUAAACUCCAAGGAAAAGAAUAAUUGUCGGUCAUCGUGUAUAUCGGGCAGCGUUUUUCCCUCCCUGCCGAUUCUUCUUCGCCAAAUACUUCUUUCGACAGGAAUCUACGAGGAGAGUUCAUAGAAAAGAAAACAUAUUGACGAACAAAUAAACCUUUCUUACAAAUAUUAACGAGAGCCGUGACUCCACGAGCCAAGGAACGCGGUGUCGAGGAUUCGCGUGUGUGCUGUUGGCUUGUUAUAUUUUUUGAAAGUAUAUUAUAUAUUUAUAUUCAUUUAUCCAUCAGCCUCGCCGUUGUAUAUAAGCAACUCAUUGUCUUCACUCUGGAGAAAACAAGAGAACGAAGUCCUCGGUGGAGAGAAUAUUGAACUAAGAAGACUUUGAAGAAUGAGGAAAACUGAGCAUACCCAACGAUCGAACAAGGACCAAUCGGCCCUUACAGCGAGAGAUGAUUUUUAGAAGGCAGUGGGCAUGACGUACCGAACUAAUGCAGUGGCGAAAACACGUGCGCAUCAAGUACGGUGGUCGAGUUGGUGUCGGUCAAGGACAGCAGGAGCAGGUGCAGUUGCAGGUGCGGGUGGUGCAGCUGCAGCAGGGAGAGCGGGGCGGGCGACUGAGGUAUCAGAUCUGCCAGGAGGAGCAGCAGGAGCCUCAACUCUCGUAUACUCCACGCCGCAGCUGCAGCCCGACAAUCAUGCUCUGCUGCGGCCGCAGAAAAGAGGGGCGGGGAGAAGUGACAGACAUAAGCGCCAGUCCCGGUCGGCAGGCACCUGCCAACCAGUUGCGCCCAAAGGAACCACCCCCGAUGGUUAUUCAGGGCGACUUCAGAAAGAGGGACCGUCUUUCGCAGGUGAGCGGUAUCAGCAACGAGAUCUUCAAGCAGAUCGAGACCGUAGAGAACGACCAUGACGCUUCGACGGCAGCGGCACUCGAAGCCGUCGAGCGACGGGGCGAGAUGGUUGUACGGGUCAUCGAACCACGUCAAAUGGGAAGACAAGCUUCUGAGGCAGCCAAAAAAUUUAUCUCCGCUCAAGAUCCUAAGCACCCGAUAUAUUUCGUUGAGAUAAUUAAAAGACCGGGACAAACGCUCGGCCUGUACAUUCGUGAGGGUAAUGGCGUCGACAGGAACGACGGUGUCUUCAUCUCGAGGAUAGCACUCGAAUCUGCAGUUUACAAUAGUGGAUGCCUAAAGGUCGGUGACGAGAUUCUUGCUGUAAAUCUUGUGGACGUGACGCACAUGAGUCUCGACGAUGUGGUAAUAAUAAUGUCGAUACCGAGGCGAUUGGUACUGGCAACGAGGCACGGCCCUCAUCAGCCGGUAUCGCACAGUCGUCAGAACGAGCACAAGGCACCACCGGUCGUCGUGAUAAAGCGGGAGCUCAAUGAGGAUGAGAGCGAUCACGCGACGAGCAAUCACAUCAGGGACAGCAAUCGCAGAAGGGGUGACGGAAGAGAGAUGCUACCGUCCCGUUCGAGGCUCGGUUUAACGGGAUUGGGUUCGAGUCAAGAUCUCGGCUCGAGCAACGGUGAUCUGUAUUACAAUUCACGACCGGAGGGUCACUGGUCUUAUCAACCACCUCCGCCGCCAGUAAUCACCCAUCAACCGAAGCCCUCUACGACUCAACACUUCCAGCCUUACGAGAGGGGCUAUCCGAAGACCCUCGAGAGCCUCGCCGAGAAAGAUUUCACGAAGGUACACUCGUUCUACACCGGUCCGGUGAUGCCGACAAACGGAAGUCGUCGCAUGUCAACCGGCGGUGGUAUGCAGUCCGUGAGUGGCCGAUUGACCGGUCAAACCCAAAAUUAUGGCUACGGUCAACACACUGCGAGCGGAAGAAUAAUGCCUCGGAGUGGCUCUGAUCAACAUCUACCGCGGGUCGAUUACACGAGCAUAACGACGCCGGCGAGACACACGCUCCUGAGAUCGAGUCUCAAAUCAGGCUCUUCGGCGUUGCGUUACAACUCGAGAUACAGUACGCAAACGGACACGACGACGAAUUCUCAGCGAGCAGGUCAGGGUCAGUUCGGUACAUUGACCAGGAGACACAGACCGUCGCUGGAUUACGCUUCGGACACCGAGGCGACGUGUUCGAGCUCACCGAGGUCCGCUUACUACUAUUAUAGGCACAACGUCAAUAAUCCGGCGCAGAGUAGCGCCGUGUCGCAUUUAGCAACACUGUCGCGUUCGCAAAUUGGCCAAAGUUCGUCCGGUCUUAGAUCGAAUUCGUUACCACGAAGUGGCCGAACGUUGCCUCAACAACCUGGCCUCAGAACCGGAUUGAGUACUGUCACGUCCGGGCUUAUCGAUCAGGAAGACAGCGAUGGUGCAUUGUCGGCGCCUGAACUCCCAUCGAUCAGGCGAGACAGAGGGAGGAUACCAUCGUCCCCGAGUGUCUUCACAUCGGAUGAGUACAGAGCCUGGCUGAGUCGGACACCAAGUACGAGUGCGUUGUACGAACAAAUACGAGCUACAACGAGCAGGCCGCCCCGUUAUACGUACAGCGCAGAAAAUAUUCACGCAGCUGCAAAUGCGGCCGAAUACGGGGGCUAUGGGUCGUACAGACCUCUGUCGAGUACACUGGAUCGUUUAUCGACGAGAUCGGCAUCUGCGCAACAAGUGAAUCUCGCAAAUCUUCGAGCUUCGACGGCCAUAAGUUCGUCGAGUCAUCGAACUGCUCCUGGCGGCCAAAGACCAGCCUCGGUGGCGUCCAGCGCGCGUGCUUCAUUGGCCAGUCAAAAAGCUUCGUUGACGAGUUCGGCCAGUCAAAGAGCGACUUCCGUCAGGAGAAUUAGAAAUUUACUCGAUCUCGAGUCAACGAGAAAUAUUCCCACGCCCACGCCUACCAGAACUCAGGAUCAAAGACUGCUAGAUAUUAAUCCUGCAGAGUUCCUUAAGUAUAAGAUAGAGAAACCACCGACAGUCGGUACUCCGAGCUCAACGAGCUCCCUACUGAGUUCUUUGGGUGACAGCGGAGGCGGUGAUUUGGCUGGGGGUGUGAGUGGUCUCCUCUGGGUUCAUUUACUAGCAGGCCGAGGGCUUCGUUCGACGACGUCAUCAUCGGCGGCCACGACGCCUUCCACGCCAUCGGGUCAGCCUAAUUUAGGUAGUUGCGGUCUGAGAGAUCUUUAUUGCGUUCUUGAGUGCGAUAGAGUUCACAAAGCACGUACGGUAGUGCGCACCGGUGAUUUGAUGUUCGACUGGGACGAGACAUUCGAGCUCGAUCUCGUCGGGAAUCGGCAGCUCGACCUGCUCGUUUACUCGUGGGAUCCUCAGCACAGGCACAAAUUAUGUUACAAGGGUUCGGUGCAUCUUGCAACGUUGCUCAAAGAGUCGCCUCUCCACCAACUCGCUCUCAAGGUCGAGCCGCGUGGAACGAUUUAUCUGCGAUUGCGUUACACCGACGCCCAUCAAACUUUCAAGCGUCGCGGGUUGCCCGUUAUCUCGUUGGCAACGAGGGUCGCACCACUCUUCGGCGUCGAUCUCGACACGGUCGUGAGUCGUGAGAGCAAAACCGGCGGAGUUCCUGGCGGCGUUUCAACCGCGUUAGCCAUGGGUGGGGCAACCCAAAAUGUACCGAUCAUCGUGUGGCGGUGCGUCGAGGAAGUGGAGAGAAGAGGCCUCGAUAUAAUCGGCUUAUAUAGACUUUGCGGUUCUGCGACCAAGAAGAGAAUACUCAGAGAGGCCUUUGAGAGAAACGCGAGGUCGGUUGAUCUCUCGCCCGACAAUGUUCCCGACAUAAACGUCAUAACGGGAGUUCUCAAGGAUUAUUUAAGGGAGUUGCCGGAGCCACUAUUCACCAAGUGUCUCUACCAGAUGAUGGUCGAUGCACUUGCCGUAUGCCUGCCGGACGACCCCCAAGGCAACGCUAAACUGAUGUUCAGCAUACUCGACUGUCUUCCCAAGGUCAACAGGUGUACUCUCAUAUAUUUGUUGAAUCAUUUGGCAAUGGUCGUGUCACAAUGUAACAAGAUGUCGCCAGCGAGUUUGGCCGUUUGUUUCGGGCCUGUUUUGAUGCUUCACGCGGAGGACACUGGUCCGCCUCUCGACUUUCAACAGCCGAUAGCCGUACUCAAAUAUCUUUUAGAGAUAUGGCCAGUGAAGUCAGUUCGGAAGAUUUCUUCAGUCGCUUCAACGCUCCCUCGAGUUACGCUACAGCAAGUCGUGCGCAGCAGCAGCUCCAGCAAUCAUCUACAUCAGCAGCAACAGCAUCACCAGCAAAUCCAACAGCAGCAGCAAUUGCAUCAGCAACUCCAGCAGCAAGUGCGACAGCCGGUGCAACAAGUUCAUCAGGGAACUUUGGGACGGCAAGGUCUGCCUUGGCAGCAGCAACCCUCGCUUCAUCAUCAGGAGCCCACUUCAAUCCCCGCAUCAAUCGCGUCCUCCAUUCGUCCUCCACCACCGGUCAAACCACGACAGGUGAUAGUCUCGUCUCCCGGUUCACCUAGCAGCGAGGAGUCAGCAUCGCCGGAGCCAAUUAACAAAGGUGCCCGUACGAUAGCUCGUGACGCGAUGGGUUUCAGCAAUGCCAAGGGUGAGGCUACAACGACGACGAUAACGACAACAACGACGACGAUGACGACGAUCACUCCUACAACGACGACGAUUGAUCAAAUAACACCAACCAGUAGCGUCGACACCGAAGAGGGCCAUCCUUCCCACACGGAGGAGGGUGAACGUGGUGUCGAGGGCGACGCCGAGGCGAGCGACGACGACCACGUCGCGAAGCGCAACGGUUCUUAAUUUUUUCUUCGUCCGCCCACUCGUAAUCUGCUGGUUAAUAAAUGUUCGCAAUUGCUGUCGAUCCUAUUCAUAUUUAGAGAAAGAAAACAAUACCGACCAGAACGUAAUACACGCGACAAGAAACGAAAGCCACGAAUACACGAGUAUCGAUACACUAUCGAGGAGAGCAAGAGACAAAGAGCACGUAACGAACCAAACUGCGUAGCAGUGCGCAAGCGGAAGACUUGCGGUAACGAGACACCUCAAAUCACGGGAAAACGAAUCUUUCUAUUUCCAACCAUUUUUUCAGCACAACGUCAAUGCCAAACAAAUUAAGUCAGAGAAUUUUUAUAACAAAUUCCUGUACACGAAACCUUCAUUGUUACGAUUAUUACAAUUCAUUGCAAAAUGGUAAUCGAUCGAGGAAGAGGAUUUUUCUAAUCAAAGUCCUUGCUUUCGUCUACCUUAAAUUUUACUCCUUCGGAAAACAAAUGAAACUAAAAGAAAAGCAAAAUGGAAAAAAAAUUUAAAAAAAAAAAAAAAACACGUUACAGCUCUUAUUAUACACUAUAAACCUCUUUCGUACUUUAUCAAGCCAGUCUGAAACGCAGUAAUUUUUUCGAACGUUAUAUAUUUGUACGGGUCGCGAGUUAUCGUAUUAUCUAUAUUAUUGUGUAAUACACGAGACAAUAUACAUA